UUGAAAGGGAAUUUGGCUAGAGUUGGUCAUGGCGCUGCUGUGCUAAUAGCUCUGUUAAACGUGGCGUUUUUCUCUGUUUAUGAGUGUUUAAUAUAAUCUGGGGUAAAUUUGUACCCUGAGCAGUGGUUAUAUCAGCACGGAGAAUACCUGAGCUCUGAGUAUAAAGACUGUCAGAGCUGUUAAUAGCGGAGAACAGGCUGUUUCUGUGAGUUUAGGCGCCAAACAGCCAUGAGCUGCUGCUGCUCCUCCCAGCGCUGAGCUAAUGCUAACAGUGUAGAGAAAUAAUGGAGGAAAACAGAGAGAAUAUCCCCAUAAAACCCGAAAAUACACAGUCUGGAGAUCAGCAGGAGGACUGCGGCUGCUCUAACGGGAGCGGUUCUGAACAAAAACUUGACUGUUGUGGAGAAGCACAUCCUCCAUCUAAAGCCCAUGGGGAUUUUAGUGACCCUGUGUAUAAAGAGAUAGCACUUACAAACGGCACCAUCAACCAGAUGAGUAAGGAUGAACUGCGGGCUAAAUGUGCGGAGCUAAAGCUUGACACACGAGGAGUUAAAGAUGUUCUGAAUAAACGUCUGAAGAACUACUAUAAGAAGCAGAAGCUGAAGCAGGCGGCUGCAGGAGCACCAGCUGACACGUACUAUGACUACAUCUGCGUGGUGGACUUCGAGGCUACAUGUGAAGAGAAUAAUCCAUCAGAUUUCGUCCAUGAAAUCAUUGAGUUUCCUGUUGUUCUGAUCGACACACACACCUUGGAGAUGGUAGAUUAUUUUCAGGAGUAUGUGAAACCAGAGCUGAAUCCUCAGCUUUCAGACUUCUGCGUUGAACUAACAGGAAUAACACAGGAAAUGGUAGAUGAGGCAGAUACUUUUCCUAAGGUUUUUCGCAGAGUGGUUUCCUGGCUUCAGAAGAAAGAGCUCGGCACCAAGUACAAAUACGCUCUACUAACAGACGGGUCUUGGGAUAUGAGUAAAUUCCUUUACACACAAUGCCGCUUAAGUCGAAUUCGCUACCCUCAGUUUGCCAGGAAGUGGAUCAACAUUAGAAAGUCCUAUGGAAACUAUUACAAGGUCGCUCGCAACCAGACCAAACUCAACUGCAUGCUGGAGAAUCUGGGGAUGCACUACGAGGGCAGACCCCACUGUGGCCUUGAUGACUCGCGCAACAUUGCACGUAUUGCCAUCCGUAUGCUGAAGGAUGGGUGCCAGCUGAGGGUCAAUGAACACAUGCACGGAAAUGAACUACAGAGCGUGCCUAUUAAUGCACCUUUUGAAGGAGCCCCGCCUCCUCAGAAGCCCAAAAGUAGAGACUAGAGACUAUUUCCUUUAUUUCCUUCUUUUUUUUUUUUUUUAAUGUUGUUUGAUUUACAGAAUCCGCGGACAGAUGUGAGGAUUACAUCAGAGAAUAUCUGUCAUGUACAUACCCUUCGAUUUUUCUGAUUAUUUCUCUUUCUCUUUCUAACAAAAUCUGUGUUUAUACACCUGUGUAUAUACAGUACAUGCCAAAAGUUUGGACACACCCCCUUUUUUAAAUGAGUUUUCUUUAUUUUCAUGACUAUUUACAUUGUAGAUUCUCACUAAAGGCAUCAAAACUAUGAAUGAACACAUGUGGAGUUUUAUGUACAAAAAAAUAUAUAAAUAUAUAUUCUAGUUUCAUCAAAAUAGCCCCCCUUUGCUCUGAUUACUGCUUUGCACACUCUUGGCAUCAUUCUCUCAAUGCGCUUCUUAAAGAGGUGGCCACCUGAAAUGAAAAGUUUUCCAACAGUCUUAAAGGAAGGAAGGAAGGAGUUCCCAGAGGUGUUUAUUAGCACUUGUUGCUCCUUUCUCUUCUUCACUCUGUGCUCCAGCUCACCCCAAACCCUAAAUCUGGAUUGGGUUCAGGUCCGGUGACUGUGGAGGACAGCUAAUUAUUUGUUAAGUACAUAAAACUCCUCAUGUGUUCAUUCAUAGUUUUGAUGCUGCAGUGAGAAUCUACAAUGUAAAUACAAUGGAAAAUAAAUAAAGAAAACGCAUUGAAUGAGGUGUAUAGAAGGUGUGUCCAAACUUUUGGCCUGUACUGUAUGUUUAAAUACAGUCUGAUGAUCAUGGUUUUUAAAUAUCAGAUCACCACCAGUAUCAAACUCAAAGUAGCUCCACACUUCAUUGGUAGAAUUCUGAUAUUUAAACAAGGCACUGAGAGUUUUAAAAUGCACAGGUAGUUUAUUAAAAACACUUUUUACAUUGCUUAUUAGCUAAUAUAUCAGAAUCGAGUUGCUGCGUUUUCCUCCGAGCGUUAGCGCUGUGAUGCUACUCGGCAAUGCUACAGCAUCAGCAGCAGCUCAAAAAGAAGAUGUCGGGGUCUUCAGUGACUUCACAUGUAUCAGAGGAGGCAUGUGCUGGUCUUCACCCUCCUGGUGUGUUGGGGCAUCACUAGUGAUAGGGGGAGUCCUAAUGAGUGGGUUAGAUAAUCGGCCUCGUAAAUUUGGGAGAAAAUUUGAAAGAAUUAGGGCUGGGCAAUAUGACUAAAAAAAUGAUAUCUCAAUAUGCUUUAAAAAAUUGCAAUAAACAUUUUCAUCAGUGAGUAAAUUCAAUGUUUAAUCUUAUUAAAGUUAUAUUUUUGUUGCCAAACACACACACACAUUAAUAGAAACACUUUACCAUCACAAUUCUUUAUAUUUUUCACCAAUAAAAAGUGUCAUUUCUGUAUUUCUUUUCGUUUCUUUUCAGUUUUAUGUUGAAUUGUC
Astyanax mexicanus (Mexican tetra) is the source of this 2719-nucleotide messenger RNA. RefSeq names its product exoribonuclease 1 (gene eri1). The transcript has 7 exons. Gene Ontology annotation, molecular function: nucleic acid binding; 3'-5'-RNA exonuclease activity. NCBI's taxonomy places the organism in Eukaryota, Metazoa, Chordata, Actinopteri, Characiformes, Acestrorhamphidae. Gene Ontology annotation, biological process: exonucleolytic trimming to generate mature 3'-end of 5.8S rRNA from tricistronic rRNA transcript (SSU-rRNA, 5.8S rRNA, LSU-rRNA). Bases 285 to 1310 code for a protein of 341 amino acids. The record is from RefSeq and is a predicted model, not a curated record. Gene Ontology annotation, cellular component: cytoplasm; nucleolus.